GCAGGACAGAGACACGCUCGCUCUCACGGAGGACUCCUGCACACAAGCUUACACACAGAACUGCAAUAAUGCGCUCCAAGAGGCUGCAGGCAUCUCCGCCCUCCACCAGAAUGAACCUGCGCAGUUACAGGAGCACUGCUGUGGUCCCGAUGGAAACCUCCUCCUCGGACGACAGCUGUGACAGUUUUGGAUCUGAUGGUUUUGGGAACUCGAAGAGACCAACGAGACAGACGAGAAGCUCGACUCAGAUCGAGAAAGUGUUUAAAGUUCUACCUGUGACCGAGGAAGAGGACGCAUGCAGUGGUUUUGAGAGUGACCUGAACGAUGGCAUGACCGAAAUGAAAAUGGACUCAGACUCUGAAACUUGUUCGCCUCCCAGGAAAACUCGCAAAUCAUUCACACUCCGAGUAGCCAUGAAGUUCCCCAACAAACGGGCCAGUCCAUCGAAGCCAGUGACCCCCGAGUCCAAACCUAAAGCCAAAGUCCCCGAGUCUGACCCUGAGAGUGACAACUUCCUGAUGAAGAGAGCGCUGAACAUCAAAGAAAAUAAAGCGAUGCUUGCUAAACUAAUGGCAGAGCUGGAUAAGGUUCCUGGACUGUUUCCUGGGAAGGCUGCUUUGUCACAGGGCAAUACGCCUCGUCGAAUUCCUCGUCGUUCUUUUGACCCCAGCGCGGCUCGGCGGAGAGACCCGGACCGAUCGUCCCGUCCUCACACACGCUCCCGCUCGCUGGCUGGCGGACCUCCCUCCCCCGCUACACAGGAUGAUCCCGACGACAAAUACAGCCUGGUUCGCAAAAACAGAGCUUAUGACGACGAUGAUGAGGAGGAAGAGGUGAGUUUCUUGGCGUUAACUAAAUGCUUUAACUUUAAAUGCUAAUUUUUUUAUUUUUUUUUACAGUCACUUUUGAUCAA
This is a messenger RNA of Pimephales promelas (fathead minnow), 913 nucleotides long. NCBI's taxonomy places the organism in Eukaryota, Metazoa, Chordata, Actinopteri, Cypriniformes, Leuciscidae. The record is from RefSeq and is a predicted model, not a curated record.